Molecule: messenger RNA, 384 nt
Organism: Striga asiatica
Lineage: Eukaryota; Viridiplantae; Streptophyta; Magnoliopsida; Lamiales; Orobanchaceae
Source: the annotation of a GenBank genome assembly
AAAAAAAUCCCCAAAUUGCAAAAACCUAAAUUGAAUCUUGAAGAAAUGGCGGAAGAGGCGAUCUGGAGGCAAACAUCUGAAGUCACUUUGGAUGAGUAUUGUAGGUGCGGUAAGAAGACGGUGAUGAUCACAUCUUGGACAGACGACAACCCGGGAAGGCGGUAUGCAGCCUGCAAAAAAGGACGGAAGGGCUGCAAGUAUUAUGUUUGGAUCGACCCUCCAAUUUGCACAAGAGCUCGACAAAUCAUCCCAGGGCUUAAGAGGCGUCUUGACGAGGCUGAAGCCGAGUUGGCAAGCCAGAGAAAACGGGCAAAAAAAAAAUGUGGUUUACUCUUGUUGCUUCUUGGAUCAUUCUAUUGUGAAGAUUCUGUCAUGAAUCUUUGA